GUGCAGAUGGAGGAGGGAUAUGAACUCGACCUCACCUAUGUGACGGAGCGCAUUAUUGCGGUGUCCUUCCCUCAAGACUGCUUCGAGGAGACGUACCUGCGCAACCUGAGAGACGUCACGCGCAUGCUCAAGUCCAAACACGCAGACAACUAUCUGGUGAUCAACCUGUCAGAGAGAAAGCAGGAGCUCACUAAGAUGAACCCUAAGACUCUGGACACGGGAUGGCCGGACUUCCACGCUCCUCCUCUGGAUAAGAUCUGCUCCAUCUGUAAGGCCAUAGAGGACUGGCUGAACGCCGAUCUGCUGCACGUGGUGGUCAUUCACUGCAGGGGAGGGAAGGGCAGGAUCGGAGUGGUCAUCUCCUGCUUUGUUCAUUUCACAGACGUCUCUGCCAGUGCGGAUCAGGCUUUAGAUCGCUUCGCCAUGAGGAAGUUCUAUGAUGACAAGGUUUCUGCGUUGAUGACGCCGUCUCAGAAGAGGUACGUGUGGAUCCUCAGCAGUCUCCUGAGCGGCUCCAUCAAGAUGAACACGUCUCCUCUCUUCCUCCACUGCAUCAUCAUUCAUGGCAUCCCUCACUUCGACCUUGCAGGAGUGUGUCAGCCGUAUCUGAAGGUGUAUCAGGGGAUGCAGGUGGUCUAUGUCUCUGGAGUCUAUCACGUUGGAGCCGCUCACAGAGACAGGAUCUGCAUCGCCCUCGAACCAGCACAGCUACUGAAGGGAGAUAUUCUGGUGAAAUGCUUCCAUAAGAGCAGCCGGUCUGAGCGAGACGUUAUAUUCAGAGUUCAGUUUCACACGGGUGCCAUUCAGGCCUACAGCCUCGUGUUUCAGAAAGACGACAUGGAGCACGCUAACAAAGAUGCCAGAUUUCCAGAUUAUGGGAAAGUGGAGUUGGUGUUCUCUGAUGGCCCAGAAAGAAUUUCAGGUUCAGAGCGCUGGCACAACGGCCCAGAUGUGACCGUCGACUACAUGAGCACAGAUUCAUUCUCUAAAUGGAACUCCUACCAGAACAUCUGCACUGCAGAAGCGACUCCUCUCCAGUCUCCUGCUCUCACGCUGGACCGAUGCUCGGUGAGGAAGAAUGGCAGCAGGAGUGGCACGCUCUCCUCCAGCCCCGACCACACGCUCUCGGCCAGCAGCGACUCGGGCCUGUCCAGUGCCUCGCUGCGCACCGACGGCUGGCCCAGAACCCCGCAGCCCAGCCAGCAGGAGCGUGUGGAGCUCAAGCGGUUGCUCAGUGGCUUCGGCCUGGACGAGACCAGUCGAGGCUGCACCGCAACGGAGCCGCCGCUCUUGGGCCCGCCGCCGAGCCACGAGAACGCACCGAAGGAGUGCGAGAGCGACAUCCUGGACGACGAAGCGCUGGCCUCACGGCACGACCUGCACAGCGUGGACAGUCUGGGCACGCUCUCCUCGUCCUAUCACAAGAGUAGCCAGAACUCGCUGCUGUCCGACGGCUUUGGCGCAGACGAGCCUCAUGUGUUCCAGCACGCUGGAUACUCCACGCAGACCUGGGUCCAUCAGCAGCAGCUGGUCGCCGCUCAGCAGUACCUGUACCUGCCCGAGGAGGACGCCACAGAGCAGCGCUUCCACAGCCGCAUGCAGCAGCUGCUGCCUAAACCCGCUGUGCAGAGCAGCUGUCUGUCGAGCCCCUCCGUCUCUCAGAGCCAAGACGUGGAGAAGAAACACGACGAGGAGUUCAGCUCUCUGACGCUGGACAUCGAUAACUCCAUCCAUCAGCUCAACCAGCUCAUCCUGGACCUGGAUCCCACCUUCGUGCCGGUUUCCACCAAACCCAGCUGCUUCAGCGGAGCAAACACACAGACUCGUCAGACGGAGCACAGAUUCAUUAUGAGCCCAAAGUCGAGUGACAUGACGGAGCUCACUGGAGCACGAGAACAGACGGCCUGGACACUGAACCUGAACACAGCAGACACACACACACUGAGCGCUGCUGCACCGCACACACAGCAUGCAGCGGUGUUCAGAGCAGAUAGUGUGCAAUACUCGUCUCACAGUUCACUGGACACUGGCAGUGACAUGAUGCCCUCAACACCAACCUUCCCCAUCACACCACCCACUCCAUACGUGAAGAGCAUGAUGGGCUACUCAGCGUUCAGACAGACGCCGUCUCCUUCAUUUGGAUCCUGUAGAGCUGAACACGAUAUGAGAGAGAAUGCAGGAUUCAUGGGAGCUUCAAAUGAAGGUUUCCAGCAUCACAGACCGUACAUCACUGGAGUCACGGCCUUCUCUGACCGGUCUGCAGACUGCGUGAGCUUCGCCCCGUCCUCCUCCGGCCCGUCUCUGCCCGCUCCGAACGCCCACAGCUCUCCUCUCAGCGGCCCGAGAGCCCGAGUCCUGCAGCAGCCUUUUGAGGAGAAGCUGGAGGCACUGGAGUCUGACGGCGAGCUGUCGCAGGGUUCGGCGUCUCCCAGCGGUUUCUCCAGUCCUCACAGCGUCUCCUCGCUCAGCAUCCCCUUCCCCAGCGUCCUGCCCUCAGACCGGCUGACCGUCAGCUUCGUCCAGGACACCUCCAAAUACUGGUACAAGCCCGACAUCGCUCGGGAACAAGCUAUCACGGUCCUGAAGGACAGAGAGCCCGGCUCCUUCAUCGUGAGGGACAGUCACUCGUUCAGAGGAGCGUAUGGACUGGCCAUGAAGGUGUCCACACCGCCGCUGUCAGCUCUGCAGAGCCGGAGAGGAGUGGAUCUGUCCAGUGAGCUGGUGCGGCACUUCCUGAUCGAGUGCUCGGCGCGGGGCGUCCGGCUCAAGGGAUGCCCUAACGAACCCUACUUUGGCAGUCUGAGCGCUCUGGUCUGUCAGCACUCCAUCACUCCUCUGGCUCUUCCCUGUAAACUCAUCAUUCCUGACAGAGAUCCUCUAGAGGACGCUGUCAGCGCAUCGUCACAGUCCAUCACCAACUCUGCGGCUGAGCUCCUCAAACAAGGAGCAGCCUGUAACGUGUGGUUCCUGGGUGCGGUGGAGAUGGAGUCUCUGACGGGGUUUCAGGCGGUGCAGAAGGCCACCGCUGCGGUCCUGAGCGCCGACUCGCUCCCGUCCUCCACCGUAGUGCACUUCAAAGUGUCCUCGCAGGGAAUCACGCUCACCGACAACCAGAGAAAACUGUUCUUCCGGAGACACUACGCUGUUAACACCGUCAUCUUCUGUGCUCUGGACCCACAGGAUAGGAAAUGGAAACGAGAUGGCUGCUCCUCGGCAAAGAUCUUCGGGUUUGUGGCGAGGAAAGCAGGCAGCGGUUUGGAGAACGUGUGUCAUGUGUUCGCGGAGCACGACCCCGAGCAGCCCGCCAGCGCCAUCGUCAACUUCGUCUCUAAAGUCAUGAUCGGCUCUCAGAGGACGUGAUGAACGAGGAGUCCAGACAAACCCUCUGAAAACCUGCAUGCACUGUGUUUAUAUAUUUGUGUAUUGACAGUGUAAGUGUGGUUCACACAGACUACACAGAAUUAUUCUCAUUAGAAAUAAAUCUCAACAUACAUGUUUAUGGACAGUACUGCUUUUUUAAAUUAUUUCUAGUAUCUUAUGUGUAAUGUAUGUCACUACUGAUGACAUAAAACCAAAAACGUCUUUAUAAUGUCAUUGCAUUUUAGAUAUCUAUAUAUUUAGUAUUUUUUUAUUUUUUUACAUGCAAAUUUCUAUUAGCCAAGUCGUUUUCUGCAGAAAAAAAGAUACUUCAUAUAUGCAUAUAUAUAGAAAGGUUAUGCAUGUGAAAUAGUUUGAGAUGUCUGUAGUCAUGUUUGUCAUCAGAAUCAGUGCUCACAAGGUGAAUGAAUAUGAGGCUCUGAGGCUUCUGUGAAUCUGUUCUUCGUGUCAUGAUGCUGUUUUUAUAUAAAGUCGUGUGUUGUACAGGAGUAUCUGUAUGAGAGUGUUCAGAGACUCAGGCUUGGUUUAAUGAUCUGUGUUGUUCUGUGGACUCUUAUAAACUCAUCUGAACAGAUCAUACAUGUGAUAAUAUAUCAGCAGGGAGCACAAAUGUACUGAUGUUCACACAGAUAACUGUUGAGGGCUCUGGUUAUUUAUACUUGAUGUUGUUAAACUCACUGGUGAUUUUCAGAAACUGAAAUGAACCUCUCACUCACACAGUCUCUGAAUAUCUGAAAUAUCAUGUUUUUGAAUGUCUGUUCAUGUACUUCAUCUGCUUCCAUCAGUGGCAGAAUCUGAGAAAUAAAGAGUAUACAGACAGAAA
Messenger RNA from Sinocyclocheilus rhinocerous, 4201 nucleotides. Its product is annotated as tensin-3-like. Gene Ontology annotation, biological process: dephosphorylation. The record is from RefSeq and is a predicted model, not a curated record. Bases 7 to 3360 code for a protein of 1117 amino acids. Gene Ontology annotation, cellular component: focal adhesion. Gene Ontology annotation, molecular function: protein binding. The transcript is spliced from 26 exons. NCBI's taxonomy places the organism in Eukaryota, Metazoa, Chordata, Actinopteri, Cypriniformes, Cyprinidae.